GGUGUGACGUAGGAGGAAGGAGACGCCAUUAGAGGGAAGCAGAGGGAUCGUUCUUCGCCUUUCCUCCGGUGCCUGACGUGGUGGGCUGGGGCCCUUCGUUCUCGGACUUUCCCUCAGCCCUUCCAGGCCUCGCCCGAGGAGGGAGUGGGGACAGCGCCCGUCGGCGGAGCCGGGGUGGUGGGGGCUGAGCCGGCUGUGGCUGUGAAGGCGCUGCCGCGGCUGUGGGGAGGGCGGCGCGACACUCGGGCUCGGGCGGCCGGGAAGCGACGGGAUGGCUGCGGCCGGCGGCGGCGGGGCGGCGGCGGCGGGCCGAGCCUACUCGUUCAAGGUGGUGCUGCUGGGGGAAGGCUGCGUGGGGAAGACGUCGCUGGUGCUGCGCUACUGCGAGAACAAGUUUAACGACAAGCACAUCACAACUCUGCAGGCAUCAUUCUUAACAAAGAAGUUAAAUAUUGGUGGGAAAAGAGUAAACCUUGCCAUAUGGGAUACGGCAGGUCAAGAGAGAUUCCAUGCAUUGGGUCCAAUUUACUACAGAGAUUCAAAUGGAGCUAUUUUAGUUUAUGACAUAACAGAUGAAGAUUCUUUUCAGAAGGUAAAAAACUGGGUCAAAGAAUUACGGAAAAUGUUGGGAAAUGAAAUCUGUUUAUGUAUAGUUGGUAAUAAAAUAGACUUGGAAAAGGAAAGACAUGUUUCCAUUCAAGAAGCAGAGUCGUAUGCAGAAUCUGUGGGAGCAAAACAUUAUCAUACGUCAGCCAAACAGAACAAAGGAAUUGAGGAACUCUUUCUUGACCUUUGUAAAAGGAUGAUAGAAACAGCACAAGUGGAUGAGAGAGCAAAAGGUAAUGGCUCUAGUCAGCCGGGGACUGCAAGGCGAGGUGUACAGAUUAUUGAUGAUGAACCUCAAGCCCAGACCAGUGGUGGAGGGUGCUGUUCUUCUGGAUAACUGUUCACGCCUAAGAAAUUAAAAGACAGAACAAAACUGUGGAUCAUUGCCCUCAACAUGAAGACUGCCAUAUUCCAAGUCACAUUAUUUUACCAAUGGAAUUAUAGAAUUAACAGUAUUUUAAAUUACGUUUAUAACACUGCAGAGACCUUAAGUGCUAAACUUAGUGGAGUUUGUGACCAGAGAAUUGGCAUUUUCUACAAAUGUUAACAAAGCAAUUACCAAUGGCCUUUUUACAUUUUUUUUUCUUUAAUGAGGAAUAAUAUGCAUGUAGAAAAGACCUACUUAAAGGCUUCAUUUAUAUUCUUUCAAAUCAAAUCUUUAUUUAAUAACUUAUAUAUGUUGUUGGAAUGGUUACAUUUUUGCAGCCCUUUGUAUUUUGUGGUAGUUUGAAUUGUAUCACUUCUAAACAGCAAACUGUUUUUGUUUCUGUUUUUGUUUUUAAUUAGCAGAUAUCUGAAGUACUAUUUUUGCAGGGUUUGCACAGGCCCAUAACUGUCUACUACUUUGAUAUAAUCUGUAUACAUCCUGUAUGCUGAGCUGGUAAAAUACAUUGUAAAUUACAUAUUAAAUAUUUUAUCUGCUUUUACAAGCGCAAGGUGCAAAAAUAUAUACAAUAGUCUCAUUGAUGACUGUAAAGUGAAUUAACAUUUGGUGAUUAUGCCUAAGCUUUUUUGACUAAUAUAAAGAUCAUAACUCCCCUUCACUUCUGUCUUAACUUGAACAUGGCGUGUUUAAAUUUUUAUACAUACUUUACUUGAAUUAUUGCUGUUGUCACUUAUUUUUGCCUCUGUGAGUUCAUCUGAUGAUUGAGCAGUAGCAUUUGCCUUUUGGUUUCUUUGUUUUAUAGAAGAGAUCACUUCUGCUGAUUUUGCUUUAGAAUGGUUACCUUAGAAGAUUUCACUUUUGCAAAAUCUUUAGUUUUCUCAUAGGCUUUAUAAGAGAUAGGUUAAGUGGUAUGAGCAGAGGAAGUACCCAGAUAGUAGCCAGUUACCAAGACUCAUUCAUACAGCAUGCCUGAGGCAGCACUUUUAGAUCCUUUGUGAGCAAGUUCUAUUUGUUCAUUGCUUGCCAGAGAUGAACACAGAAUGUUCUGUUUCAUUUUAUAAGAACUAUCCUGAGUUUCUGUGGAUGGAAACAUUACAUGUAAUUUAGUUAUAGUGAACACUGGAAAGAUUUAUUAAAUAAUUAUAUUUGUGUAUACUUUAUAAAUUAGUCCCUCAUUAGAUUUUUUUUCUUAAGCAUAAGACUGAACUUAAAUGUGUUAAUUUUAGUAGAAUCAGGCACUGCUCACAGAAGGAACACAGAUUGUAGAAAUUAACAUAAAUUGUUCUUGUUCUAAUAUAUAUAUUUUUUCAUUUCUGUCAUGCUUGGAAAACUAGUAAAUAUUAUGUCUAAGAUAAAAUGGAAUGGCCCCUGGAUUUACUUCUUAUAAGAAGCAGUAGUAUGUAAUAAAGCUGUUAACAUGAGCAAUUAGGAGGCUAUAAAGAGAUUAUAGUUACAAAAGAAAUACUGCCAUAUUUUUAAGUUAAUAACUUAAGCCUUCUCAAAUGGGUUAAAAGUUGAAUGAAUUGACACCCUGAUGUUACGAUGUUAGAAUUUUAACUUAAAUUAGAAGGCUUUCUGUGAGCCUUCACUUUACCUUCUUUAAUUAUUGUCCUUGCUAAACUCAACACAGACUUUUCUGUUAUGUGUUUUUGAGGAAGUUGGGGUGGGAAGAGUCGGAGAUAAGCUAAAAUUGUCUUCUUUUACGGGGUAAUUGUACUCUUGGUUUCCUGUGAAGUUAGUGUUUAUGUAGGGGUGGGGGAAGGCAGCAAGAAUCAUGAGUAUCACUUGUUUUUGCCCUCCUGGCUCUUUCAGACAGAGUGAAGAAAGCUUUUCCAUUCUUACUGUUGUAGAUGUAGAUGGGAAAUAAGCUUUUCUCAUUGCAGUGAAAUACGUUUUAAAAACUAGAGUUGCUGGGUGCAGAAGCAUGCACUUUUAGGGCCAGCUACUUGGGAGAGUGAGGCAGGAGGGUCACUUGAGCCCAGGAUUUCAAAUCUAGCCUAGGUAACACUGAGACCUCCAUCUCUAAAAGACACAAAAACUAGUUAGAGAUGAAAUUGAGCUUUAUUUUAAAAAACGUUCUAAAGCCUGAUAAUUGGAGAGCUAUGCUUCGGCUUUUCAUCCUUUAAUGAAACAGCCAGAUGGGAACCUCUGCUCCAGAACUGCCAGAUAAUUAUUGGUGGGUUAUAACUAUUCUCCAUAUAUAGUUUUUUCUUUUCUCUCCUUUGGUUUCUGUGUUAUCUUUCUUAACUUCCUGCAUUUCUUUAUCCUUUUUAGUGGGGGCCUGUAAUUCAGGCUAAUUCAACAGCAACAAUACACAACAUGAUAUGGCUGCUGUCACUUUAAAACCUGAAAGGUCUUUGGGUAGGAACAGAGUAAUGAAAGAGGACCAGUCAACUUCAAUAUAUAUACAAAGGAAAGACAGAUGAUAAACCAAGGCUGAGGAAAUUUUUCUGAUACUUUCUUCAUUUCUCCAAUGUAUCUUUUGCAUUCUUUUUCUGAUAAUUGUGUUAUUAGGAGGAAGAUACAAGUUACCACAUUGUGUAUUAAAAGCAGUAGGUAGGUUGAGCCAGUAGUUUUUCAACUGGUAAGCAUAUACAGUUAAAUUAUAUAAUUAAAAAUUGGUUUAAGAUAGUGAUUAAAAUUACCUGAAUAUAAUGUUAAAAGUAUACAGUCAUUGUUUCUGUAAUGAUGAUGGGUAUUCUGCUUCUUGUUUUUCAUUGUAAUUACAGGGGAAGAUUGUUUUUAAAAAUGUAUAUUGCCGUGCUUUUGGGAUAAGCAGUAAUAUGAAAAGAAAAAAUAUGAAAAGAAAAAAGCAUUAUGUUACUGUAUGAAAUAUAAGUGUUCAAAUUUA
This is a messenger RNA of Rhinopithecus roxellana (golden snub-nosed monkey), 3842 nucleotides long. RefSeq names its product RAB21, member RAS oncogene family (gene RAB21). Gene Ontology annotation, molecular function: GTP binding; GTPase activity. The record is from RefSeq and is a predicted model, not a curated record. The coding region runs from base 272 to 943 and encodes 223 amino acids. Gene Ontology annotation, biological process: Rab protein signal transduction. NCBI's taxonomy places the organism in Eukaryota, Metazoa, Chordata, Mammalia, Primates, Cercopithecidae. The transcript is spliced from 7 exons.